This is a messenger RNA of Triplophysa rosa, 5608 nucleotides long. RefSeq names its product myelin transcription factor 1-like, b (gene myt1lb). Gene Ontology annotation, molecular function: DNA-binding transcription factor activity, RNA polymerase II-specific; RNA polymerase II cis-regulatory region sequence-specific DNA binding; zinc ion binding. NCBI's taxonomy places the organism in Eukaryota, Metazoa, Chordata, Actinopteri, Cypriniformes, Nemacheilidae. Gene Ontology annotation, biological process: regulation of transcription by RNA polymerase II. The record is from RefSeq and is a predicted model, not a curated record. The transcript has 23 exons. Bases 639 to 3968 code for a protein of 1109 amino acids. Gene Ontology annotation, cellular component: nucleus.
GAGAGAGAGAGAGAGAGAGAACAAACCAACUCCAGAAUACUGAGAAGCCAAAAGCACCACAGCAUCCUACCUCCUCAAGCCCUCGAUAGCCCAGCCUCCAAGCUCCUUCACGCGCACACACACGCUCACGCACACACACGCUCACGCGUCCUAAUGCUCAACGCUGUGCCUCUGCUUUAUUGUUUCCCUGCGUGUCUGGGUGGAGGUCUGCGCGAGGAGCUGAAGAUGUGAGCGUCACGCUGAGGCUCCAGGCCCAUUGGUCGCUGCCUUCAACCAUUAUCUCCUUCUCUGGCUCUCUGUGCGUUUCUCUCCGUCCUUCCCGCGCGCCGUCUUCCUUUAACCCGCGAAGAAUGAUUGGCAUACACGAGACCAGAGGAACUUGCCAGCGUGAGUGAGGAAGAGAGAUAAAGUGCGAGGGAACGAGGAAAAUACAACCAGGAGACAGAAAAAAGUUGUGAGACUGGAGACUGGCUACAGGGCAUCAUUCGGAGGGUGUGACACUCUGCAACAAGUCGUUUAUGUUUACAAAAAUGAAAUUGGAGGAGGUGUAGUGACCCCUUAUCAGUCAUCUGCCAUAGAGGGGUGUGGAGUAAACAGAGGUCUGAGCCAAAGAGCAAUUAAACCUGCAAUUACAUCAGAUGGAGGUGGAUGUAGCAGAUGAGAAGCGCCAUUGCACACGCUCAAAAGUACCCUUGGAGCCAGCGAUACAGGAGUUGUUCAGUGUGUAUGGCUGUCCUGUCGCCAAGAAGAGGAAACCCCUGGAGAGUCAUGCCCUGGAGCUGUCGCCCAAGAGAAAGGUCUUUCUAACCGUCGUAGAUCAGCAGUCCAUGGAGAAAUGCUACAACAAAAUGGAGGAAAUGGAUGGAAAAGAGGAGGAAGAAGAAGAAGAAGAGGAAAGAGAAGAAGAUGAGGAAGAGGAAGAGGAAGGGGAGGAGGAAUUCACAGACAAUGAGGACCAGUAUGAGAAUGAUGAGGUGGAAGUGAUUAAUGGAGAAGAGGAAGAGGUGGAAGAGGAAGACGAGGAAGUGGUGGACGAAGAUGAGGAGGAAGAUGAAUUAGAGAGAGAGGUAGAAGAGGAGGAAGUCGUGGAGGACGAGGAAGAAUACGAGGAGCCGAUUCAUGAAUUAGAGAGUUAUGAAACUAAUCGUGGUAAACCGAUCCCCGCCAUGGAGAAAGACGAUAACAACAACGACGAAUAUGAAAACUACGAUGAACUGGUGGCCAAAUCUCUGCUGAACCUCGGCAAGAUUGCUGAAGAUGCUGCUUACCGGGCCAUGACUGAGUCAGAGAUGAACAGCAACUCCUCGAACAGUGCCGAAGAGGAAGACUAUGAAGAUGAAGAGGAUGAAGAUGAUUAUGAAGAGGAGGACGAGGAAGGUGAGGAGGGGUUGAGGAAGAGCGAGCUGAGUCUAGACGUCAACAGUGAUGUAGUUAGAGAGACGGUGGACUCUCUUAAGCUCCUGGCGCAGGGUCACGGAGUUACGCUCUUAGACAACCUCCACGGGAGGGACUAUCAGGACAGCGGAGAGGAGAACAACGGAAAUGGACUCACUGGAAACAUGAGUUGCGGGCAGGGCAGACCAAACACUAAUGGUCAGAUGGCGGAUAAGAGCGAUGAGGAAGUUUGUUUGAGCAGUCUGGAGUGUCUUCGCAACCAGUGCUUCGACUUGGCGCGCAAGUUAAGCGAGACCAAGCCGACCGAUCGUCUCAACAACAGUCAGCAGAUUCAUCAGGAGGACCAACAACAGAACCCUGAGGAACGCCGCAUCCUAGAGCGCAACUACUCGGACAUGGUUAACCUGAUGAAGCUUGAGGAGCAGCUCAGCCCUCGCUCCAAGACUUUCUCCAGCUGUGCCGAAGAGCACAAGAGCUUUCAGGACUGCGAUGAAGACACCACGUCCAUAGCGUCGGAUGAAGGGUUUGACAUGACCAAGGGUAACUUGUCGCUUCUGGAGAAGGCCAUAGCGCUGGAAACCGAGCGGAGCAAGGCCAUGCGGGAGAAGAUGGCCUCGGAGGCAGCCAGGAGACACAGACUGCAUUUACAUGAGGACGGCUUACGGCACAGCUGCGCAGAGGAACGCAAGGCCCGUCUGCACCAUGAUGGAUUAAAGAAGACCUUCUACCUUAAAGAUUCUUCAAGGUCAGGGAAGAAAGAGAGUCGGUGCCCAACGCCUGGCUGUGACGGCACGGGUCACGUGACCGGCUUGUACCCUCACCAUCGCAGCCUGUCUGGAUGCCCUCAUAAAGACAGAGUCCCACCGGAGAUUCUUGCAAUGUAUGAAAAUGUUCUUAAGUGUCCUACGCCUGGCUGCACGGGCCGGGGUCACGUCAACAGCAACCGGAACUCUCACAGGAGCUUGUCAGGCUGCCCGAUAGCAGCUGCGGAGAAACUGGCCAAAGCCCAUGAGAAACACCAGACCUGUGACGGAACCAAAUCCGGCCAGGGUUCAGACCGGGUCCUGAGGCCCAUGUGUUUUGUAAAACAGUUGGAGAUUCCACAGUACGGUUAUAAGAAUAAUGUCCCUACGACAACUCCACGCUCCAACCUGGCCAAAGAGCUGGAGAAAUACUCCAAAACCAACUUCGACUACAACAACUUUGACAACAACAACGUCUACAACAAACGGCACACCGCUGCACCCAAACUCCACGGGCGAGACACGCUGCCUAAAAGUGAUGAUGUCAAGCGCUACUGCAAGAGCUCCAGCUCGGCGAGCAGCACCACCAGCAGCUACGGGCCCUGCAGCAGCGCCGGCAGUCUGAGCUGCGGAGGGGGAGGAGCCGGGGGAGGGGCCAGAGGCGGAGAGAGCAGCGCCAGCAGCACCUGCAGCAAGAGCAGUUUCGACUACACCCACGACAUGGAGGCGGCACACAUGGCAGCCACCGCCAUCCUCAACCUGUCCACCCGCUGCAGGGAGAUGCCACAGAGUCUUAGUUGCAAACCCCUGGAAAUCUGCACGCAGUCUGAUGAUCUGGAUCCCUUCCAUGACAUUUUAGAAGACAGCGCGUACACAUCAGAUGUCAAUAUUCCCAGUCCCAAGCUGAAAUUCCCACCUUGCAAAGAAAGCAAGAAGGAUCUGAUAACCCUUUCAGGUUGUCCUUUAGCAGAUAAAAGCAUUCGGAGUAUGAUGGCCACCAACUCACAAGAACUCAAGUGCUUGACCCCGGGCUGUGACGGCUCGGGACAUAUCACUGGCAACUACGCUUCACACAGAAGUUUGUCAGGAUGUCCACGGGCGCGAAAGAGCGGAAUAAAGAUACCACACAGCAAAGAGGACAAAGAAGACCAAGAGCCAAUCAGGUGUCCGGUGCCCGGCUGCGACGGCCAGGGACACAUAACAGGGAAAUACGCGUCGCACCGCAGUGCGUCAGGCUGCCCUUUAGCAGCCAAACGACAGAAAGACGGAUAUAUCAGUGGCUCCCAGUUUACAUGGAAAGCUGGUAAAGCAGACGGGAUGUCGUGUCCCACUCCAGGAUGUGAUGGAUCCGGACACGUCAGUGGCAGUUUCCUCACCCACAGAAGUCUCUCUGGUUGUCCACGAGCCACAGCGGCCAUGAAGAAAGCCAGACUAUCAGGAGUGGAGAUGCUCACAAUUAAACAGCAGUCAAGCAACGGUUUAGACAGUGAUACAGAAGUUAAACAGCUGGAAGAAGAUAUUACAGAUUUAAAUGAAUCGAAUUCACAGGUGGAGGCGGAUAUGAUCAAACUUAGAACACAGAUUACCACAAUGGAGUCGAAUAUGAAGUCCAUAGAGGAAGAAAACAAGAAAUCAUCACUUCACAAAGAGGCCAUUAGAAAUAACAGCUGUUUGCAGCUGCAUCAGAGAGAGCCGAUAAGUGAAGAGAACUUUGAUGCGUAUGUCACCACAUUAACGGACAUGUACUCAAAUCAAGAGCAGUAUCAGUGCCCGGAGAACAAAGCCCUUCUGGAAAACAUCAAACAAGCAGUACAAGGCAUUCAAGUGUAGCUCCUCCGCUAAUGAACGGCGCUUUUCUAAACUGAAGGAAUACAGGGGACAAAAGACAUUUCCAGAAAAAAAAACAUAGGAUGCCUCAUGCUGUGUGUCAGUGUUAAAUACAUAAGUUCUUGAAAAAAAGUGUUAUGCUGACUAAACAUGUUUUUCUUUGGACUUUUCUUUUUGGCCUUGCUUAAAAAAAUACCGAUCUGCAGAAUAGUUUUUUGAAAAUAUUCGCAUUUUGUACGGUUUCAUAUGGACUAACGUAGUGUGAAGUGAAUCUUUCUUGCUGCUCGUUAAUGCACCUUUCAGUGUAUAUUUCUGAAAAGUAAUGCAACCAUUACUGAAUAUACAUUCUUUUUCAUGCUUGCUCAGCGAGGAUUGCAGACUGUAGUCAGAGGUGUGUGGUUUUCUGUUACUAUAGGCUAUACUUAUAACAAAAUAUAAUGCUGAAUACAAAAUACAGCGAUUCUUAAUCCAGGUUCUAGGGACCCAGAGCAAUGAACAUUUAUGCCCCGUUCAGAUUACAAGCGAUUUUGUCACUGCAAGUCGCCAGCGGUUGGCGGUUAGGUCACUAGUGGGCUUUCCCACUACUGGUGACGCUCACUGUAGGAGCUGAGAGAAGAAGAAUCACGUUAGCUCCCAUCUUCACUCCUAUUGGCUGUCGCUCCUCAUUUGAAUAAAGUUAAACAUUUCUCAACUUUGUCGCUAGACAUGCCCCAUCCGGUCGCCAACGGUUGCUACUGCUCGUGUCGCCGGAAGUCACCAGCUCUCUAUUGAAAUGAAUGGGAUCUUGUAGUCUGAACGGGGCAUUAGCAUUUUGUAACACCUCCAGGGUGUGUGCCAGGUCAGUAGACAGCCCUUAGUACUAGUCAGUAGUACAAAUGAAACCAAAAAUGACCACAAAUGAAUCAUGGUUUUGCUACAGUAACCAUAGUUUAACAUUGGUAUUUGUACAGUAGUAAAAUCAUGGUUAUACAAAUGGUACAACACUAUAAACUUUUACUAGUGUAAAAAAUAAGGGCACUGACAGGUUGUCAUUCGCAAAAUUCUUCCAGUGCACUGAAACAUUCCCUUCCGCUUAAAAAAAAUCCCAAAAUGCAAUGCAAAAACCAGGAAGCAUACAUGAAAUUUGAGGAGCCAAACAUCAAGAAACAAUCAAAAGACAACAUACGAUUAAACACACAUAAUAAACAUUUAAAAUGUAAAAUAUUGGUUUUGCCUGGUGGUAUAUAGACUUUGAUUGGCUGUCAACGUUUUAUCAAUCGUCAACUGGAAAAAACAUCAGAAUUUUUAUCAAAAGAGACGUUCAGAAUGUGCAGUGUUAUGGGUCCCCAAGAUCAGGAUUAAGAACCACUGCUACAUCAGUUUAACUGAAGAGUCACCUGUGAGUAAACCAUUCGAAGUUUGAUUUGCCUAUAUAUUUUUACAUUCAAUACAUUUACAAAACAUUGCUCUGUUUGUUUGAGCGGCCCAACCAGCCAGACGCAGCGCGGCUAAUUGCGAGACCAAUCGGGAGAGCAUUUAAAAAUCUGCUUGAAAGUUAUCGCAUUACACACUUCACCUUAACAUUGCAAGAAUGCAAAGAAGUACACUGUAAAAAAUGAUUUGUUGUUUUUUGUUGUUUCAACUUAAAAAAAUAAGUUACCUUG